Molecule: messenger RNA, 1130 nt
Organism: Myxocyprinus asiaticus (Chinese sucker)
Lineage: Eukaryota; Metazoa; Chordata; Actinopteri; Cypriniformes; Catostomidae
Product: COMM domain-containing protein 7-like
Exons: 9
Coding region: 83-685 (200 amino acids)
Biological process (GO): negative regulation of DNA-templated transcription; tumor necrosis factor-mediated signaling pathway
Molecular function (GO): NF-kappaB binding
Source: RefSeq, a predicted model, not a curated record
AUAUGUUAAUUUAGCAGCGGAAGUGUUGAAACAGAUGUGACAGUUCAGUGCGUGUAAUCAACAGCGGAGCUUCAAAGAAACAAUGUUACAGUUACAUUUCACGAAUGAUACAUUACCCGACAGUGUCAGCAAUGAUUUUCAGAAUCUGAAUAAGUUCUGGGAACAGCAGUUUGUGAGUCUGACAGAGAUCUUAUAUCAGUUCCUGCUAGAGCCAAAAGAGUCGGAGCGGUUCUUGCACCAGUUGAUGGAGUUUGCUGGAGAGAAUGGGAUGAGUGCAGGGCCUUUGAGGGGUCUGAUGAAGAGUGUCCUCCUGCUACUUCAGGGUGCUUUAAAAAGAAACCUGACAGCUGAACAGGUGAAGGUGGACUUGCUUUCAUUAGGAUUAAAUGAGGACAAGGCCAGUUAUUUUUCUGACCAGUGGAGAGUCCACUACCCUGUUUUGUUCAGAUUGGCAGUGGGACAGACAUUGAUGGUCAACCAGCUUGUUGACAUGGAGUGGAAAUUUGGUGUUACUGUUGGUACAAGUGAUCUGCAAAAGACUGGAAACAUUUUUCUACAGCUUAAGCUGGUAGUCAGAAAAGGAAACACAACAGAAAAUGUGUACAUGGAGCUGACUUUACCCCAGUUCUAUAACUUCCUUCAUGAGAUGGAGCAGGCCAAAGCCAGUAUAGAUUGUUUCAGUUAACUGGUUCAUGCCAGUGAGGAUUCUCUGUUCACCAGUUAAGAGACGUAAUGAUGUUCCUUUACUGCAGGGGUGCAGCUUCCUCAUGAAAUAUUUCAAGAAGAAACUGAAAUAGUUUAUUGAUCUUGCAUAGUUUAUGUGAUUAUUUACAUCUGUGUGUGUGUGUUCAGGUAUACAGUAUUUGGUUUACGGGGACUAUUCAUUAGCACUAUUCUAGAUUAUAAACAUGUAAUUAUGCUACAAACCAAAAGGCUUAAAAAACAUACUAAACAAUGUUUUUUUUUUGAAAAUGCAGAACGUUUUCUGUGAGGGUUAGGUUUAGGAGUAGAGUUAGGGUUUAAGGGAUAGAAUCUAUAGUUUGGUCAACUAUAGACUAUUGUGUCAUUUUGGUUUUCAGUGGCAUUGCAUAUAUUGUAAUUUUUACAUUAAAGGUGCAAAAAGUCUGAAA